CUUUGGUACACAAAACAAACAGAAAAUAAUCUCACCAAAUUUGGACUUCUAAGUUAUAAGAGUGCUUUUUGCUAUUUUAUAACUCUACAACUAUGUUUUUGUUUAAUAGAGAACGCAAGUCUGGACUGUUAGUGACCAUCCUUUUCCUGACGGCGUCAACUUUUGGAGGCUGUGAAGUCAGUAAUCCCGAGGACUUCGAUGACCUCAACGAAGGCGGUCCUUGGAUGGCUGACCCCGAAAGUUUUUGGGAAGCGAUGGAUGCCUUUCUAGAUCUCCAUAAACAGAUGUCAGACGGAAGCGCCGGCGACGCGUUUCGGCUCCGACGGCAGGAACGCGACGAGAACGAAGACGUCUACGGAGACAACUUCGAAGACAACGACGAAGAUGGCUACGGAGACAACUUCGAAGUCAACGACGAAGAUGGCUACGGAGACAACUUCGAAGACAACGACGAAGAUGGCUACGGAGACAACUUCGAAGACAACGACGAAGAUGGCUACGGAGACAACUUCGAAGUCAACGACGAAGAUGUCUACGGAGACAACUUCGAAGACGACUUCGAAGACGACUUCGAAGACGACGACGAAACACCCAGGGCGGGGAGGAGGAUGAAAGCCUCUUCCAGUUCCUUCACACGCCCACCGGAGAGUCGCCGGGGUGGGACAAUGUGGUUGAUCUCGUGCAGUUUGCUGUGGAUAUUCACGAAGCUGUUUCUCGCAUUGCAGAACGAGGAGACUAUGGCACUUCCGGUGAAUCGGGAGACGACCACCGACAGGAAUUUUCUUACUCGUGGGACCGUCGAGGAAAAGAGAAGGACGGAGCUACACAUUCCCCCCAGGAAGAGGAACUUGACGGAGGACCUCGUACAGAGUCUUCCCCUCUUGAAGGAACCGAAGGAAGUAAGCACCCCUGACCUGCAGGCGAACUUCGGAAGAGAAGGAGGAGGAGCAAGCAAGAGAAUCGAAGGAGAGGGUGGAAUCGGAGAGGAAAGGGAAGGACGAGUGGAAGGGAGGGAGGGCGAGAACGAGAGCGAGAACGAGAGCGAGAACGAGAGCGAGAGCGAGAGCGACCUCCCCCACGACAGGUUUCCCCGAAGCGAAGCGGAUAAAGGCAAGAAAAGCGAGAAAGGGAAAUACUGGAGACACAAACCCUUUAAAAGUAGCUUUUCUUCGUUCUUCCCCCUCUUUCAGUUUGACUUGCCUUUCAGCAAUUUCAGGCUCUUGUCUCUGCAAGACCCCUUGCCCCUGCCAGAGGAAUAGGGAUGGAAUUGGAACCAUGCUCGCUCUCUCUCUCUCUCUCUCUCUCUCUCUCUCUCUCUCUCUCUCUUCUCU
This is a messenger RNA of Penaeus chinensis, 1331 nucleotides long. RefSeq lists its product as uncharacterized. NCBI's taxonomy places the organism in Eukaryota, Metazoa, Arthropoda, Malacostraca, Decapoda, Penaeidae. The transcript is spliced from 4 exons. The record is from RefSeq and is a predicted model, not a curated record. Bases 93 to 1259 code for a protein of 388 amino acids.